AUGCUGGUCUGUAGGCUCCUGGGUCUGCUGGGACUCCUCAUGCUCUGCAAAGGUGAGGAGGAAAGUGGUUCGGGCGAAUCCUGCGACAACUUCACCGACCUGAACCUGUCGCACUGCUUGGUGGGAACCAGCCUGUACGUCCGGCUGCUGCUCUACACCCGAUCCAACCUCGACUGCGGCCGCGAGCUCAACCACCACCGCCUGGCCGCCCAGCCGCUCCUCAACCUGUCGCGGCCCACCGCCUUCGUCAUCCACGGCUACCGGCCCACCGGAGCGCCGCCCAUCUGGAUCAACCACAUCGUCCACCUGCUGGCCGAGCAGGAGGACCUGAACGUCAUCGUGGUGGACUGGAACAAAGGGGCGGCCAACCUCAACUACUUCACCGCCGUGUCGUACACCAGGGAGGCGGCCUACAACCUGACCAGCUUCAUCAUGACGAUGGAGGAGGAGGGAGCCUCUCUGAGCUCGGUCCACCUCAUCGGCGUCAGUCUGGGAGCUCACUUGGCCGGCUUCGUGGGAGCAAACCUGAAGGGGAAGAUCGGCCGCAUCACAGGUCUGGACCCGGCCGGGCCGAUGUUCACCAGCGCCAUGCCGGAGGAGAGGCUGGACCCCACGGACGCCAUGUUCGUGGACGUUCUUCACACCGACAUGGACUCGUUCGGCCUGAGAGGAGCUCACGGUCACAUCGAUUUCUACGCCAACGGAGGAGCCGACCAGCCCGGAUGUCCCAAAACCAUCUUUGCAGGUAAAUCCUACUUCGUGUGCGACCACCAGCGCUCGGUGUUCCUGUACCUCUGCUCUCUGAACCGGACCUGCAGCCUCACGGGUUACCCCUGCUCGUCCUACAGCGACUUCCUGGAGGGUCGAUGUUUGCAGUGCGAAGCCUUCAGGCCCGCGUCCUGCCCGGUGCUCGGUUACGACCUCAGCCAGUGGAGGGAAACUCUGCUGCGACUCGGACAGACCAAAGUCUUCUUCAGCACCACGGCGGCGCUGCCCUACAGGAAGCUGAGCUACAGAGUGGACAUGGUGACGUGGAACCAGUACCUCCGCUGGGGCGUCGUCUACAUCCGGCUGCACAGCGGAAGGAACGUCACCGAGGCCCGGAUAGACCAUAAGCUGCUGCGGUUCGAGCAGUACACCUCCACCAGGCUGCUGGCCCAGUUCGACGACGACCUGCAGCACGUCCAGAAGAUCUCGAUGCGCAUCAGCACCGGCAACGUCAUCGGUCCCCGAUACAAAAUCAGGCUGCUGAGGAUUCGCUUCACGCCGCUGGAACGUCCUCUAAGGCCUCUGAUGUGCCGUUUCGACAUCAUCGUGGAGGAGAACAUGGAGGUGGCGUUCCGUCCUCUGCCCUGUAACUCUCGACUCUGA
This is a messenger RNA of Stegastes partitus (bicolor damselfish), 1371 nucleotides long. It is a transcript of the gene lipib, whose product is annotated as lipase, member Ib. The record is from RefSeq and is a predicted model, not a curated record. Bases 1 to 1371 code for a protein of 456 amino acids. Lineage: Eukaryota; Metazoa; Chordata; Actinopteri; Pomacentridae. Gene Ontology annotation, biological process: lipid catabolic process. Gene Ontology annotation, molecular function: glycerophospholipase activity. The transcript has 10 exons.